GUCAAAGCAUGUGCUUAUUAGGCAGUCUAAGUAUACCUGAAGUUGAUUAAAUAUUUUAGUAUAUUUACACUGGUAUUUGUUCAUUUUUCUUUGAUUACUGUUUUUCAGGGUUUUACAGAGUCCAAAUGGAGUAUGAGAACAACACAGUAGUUAAAGAGUUUGUUCUGUUAGGAUUUUCUCAAACCCACAAAGUCCAGAUGAUUCUCUUCUUCUUCUUCCUGCUGUUCUAUAUGAUAAUUCUCCCAGGCAACGUGCUUAUCAUUCUCACAAUUCAAGGAGAGUCCCAACUGGGAACACCCAUGUAUUUUUUCCUGGCCAAUUUGGCAUUCUUGGACAUCUCUUACUGUUGCGUGACCCCACCUAAAAUGUUGGCUGACUUUUUCUCACACCAGAAGACAAUCUGCUACAAUGCUUGCAUGGCCCAGCUUUUCUUCCUCCACUUCCUGGGAGCAGCUGAAGCUUUCCUGCUCAUGGCCAUGGCCUAUGACCGUUAUGUAGCCAUUUGCAAACCUUUUCACUACACCAGGCUUGUGAACAGGGCAGUAUGCUAUGUCCUGGUUGGAGCUUCAUGGGCAGGGGGCUUCAUCCAUGGCAUCACUCUAUUUGCUCUUACCAUUGCUCUCCCCUUCUGUGGCCCCAACAUCCUGGACAACUUCUUCUGUGAUGUCCAUCAGCUGGUUAAAUUGGCCUGUGCUGAUACUCACAUAGUGGAACUUUUGAUGUUUCUCAACAAUGGAGUUGUCAUUGUCAUGUGCUUUUCACUUCUGCUCAUCUCCUACACUGUCCUGCUGCUGAAGCUCCGGACACAGUCCUCCAAGACAAAGAGCAAAAUUGCCUCCACCUGUGUUUCCCACAUCAUUGUGGUUUUUGUCAUGUGUGGCCCAGCUAUGUAUAUCUAUGUCUUACCCUUCCAAGCUGUCCCAAUGGAAAAGGUUGUUGCUCUUUUCCAUACAGUCAUCUUCCCCCUGACUAAUCCCAUGAUCUAUACCCUGUGUAACAAGGAGAUCAGAAGCUCAGUGUGGAAGCUGGUCACCAAAUACAUUCUUACGUGUGGA
Molecule: messenger RNA, 1055 nt
Organism: Anas platyrhynchos (mallard)
Lineage: Eukaryota; Metazoa; Chordata; Aves; Anseriformes; Anatidae
Product: olfactory receptor 4N5-like
Biological process (GO): G protein-coupled receptor signaling pathway
Cellular component (GO): membrane
Molecular function (GO): G protein-coupled receptor activity; olfactory receptor activity
Source: RefSeq, a predicted model, not a curated record